CGACAGAUGGGAAGACACGUUCUGUUAGUUGGACACUGCAUCAAAGAAACAUUGACUGUGACCAGUUUGUUCCAUUCUAGCAAUUGCAACGUGUAAGAAUCUCCACAAUUUGAAUAUUAGAUUAUCAAAAGUGUUUCAAUUGAUAACUGGAAUGUAUAAAAACCUGAAGACUGGACAGGCUAUUUGGAUUGUUCUGUGGAUCCUGGAGUCGACUUCUUGUGAAUUUACUGUCACCAUUCCCAAAUCUCUGCAAGUAGCAGAGUUAGGCCAGGAUGUAGUGAUGGCGUGCAGCUUCACUGUGAAUGGUGAUCUUGACAUAAAGAACAUAAUCAUUACAUGGCAAAGAGGAGAAGAGGUGGUUCACAGUUUUUACUAUGGACAAGAUCAACUAGACACUCAGAGCCACGCAUAUACAAGUAGAACAAGCCUUUAUGUUUCAAAUAUCAUCAAGGGCAAUGCGUCUCUGAUGCUGAAGAGUGUGAGUGCUGCAGACAGAGGUGACUAUGCAUGCUGUGUUAGCACAUCGAUAGGAAGCCAAAAAAAAACUUUCCUCUUGGUGAUUGCAGCGUUGUAUGCAGAACCAGUCAUGCAAAUAAAAGUCUUACCUGAGACAGUGUCAUUUUCCUUCUCCUCUGAGGGCUAUCCCAACUCCACUAUUCAAUGGCUGAGUGGAGAUGGGCUGGAUAUGACCAACCUGACAGACACAUCCUACACACAGAAGGACAAUGGAUUACUUUCAGUGAAAAGUACUCUGAUGACCAAAAGAAACCUGAAUACCUCUUUCACUUUUAUACUUCAAAACUGUGUUCUAGAACAGAAAAUUAUCAGAACAUUUUCUUUCAUUUCAGACAAUGCAUCAUCCAAGGACUAUGAUGGAUCUUCCAAAAACAAACUUGUACUUCUUGUUCCCAUCUGCUUUUUCAUGUCUGUGGCAGCCUUGGCUUAUUUUUCAAUGAGAAUAUACAUAGGUAAAUCUACAAAGUGUUCUAAUAUGAAUCAUUUAUUACCCUGAAACUCAGUCUCACUGGAAUAUAUAGCACAUAAUUGUGGAGUGUGCUUUACUCAGCUAGGGUUGUCAGAUCUGCUUGACACCCAAUUUGGUAACUUUUGAAAUCUUGUAUAUGAGAUCAAAACUUGCAGCUGUUAAAACUUCAGUAAAGGCUACUUUAAGCCUUCAAAUGGAUGUAUCAUUUAAGACUGUUUAUCUUCAGAAUGUGGAAAUAAUAUAUGCAAAAUGUAAAUACAUAAAUACACCUAAGACUAUAUGCUAUGGCCCGUGAAACCUUAUGAAAGCUUUUUUGCACUGAAAAAAGACAAGGAAUGAGCAUGAUUUAGGCUCAAGUAACACUGCCGCCUGAAAGCCAAUUAUUUCUUGAUGAAUCUUUGUCCGGAUUAUACGUGAGCAUGUCUGGCAAACGUUUUUCUUUCCUAAGACUGUCCCUGAGCAUUGUUGACUUUCUCUAUGACAAAAUGGUGUUAUGACCACUGUUUACAACCAAUGUAUAUGUAUAUUCUCUGCACUUCUCUUCAUGGCUGUUUCUUUAUAUGUCAUAUUUUAAACAUUUAAUAAGAAAUUUAUUUAAAAUGUACAGUAUGUAUAAUGUAUACCUGGCAGUAUGAAGUGUUUUUAAACAUGACAAAUCUCAUAAGUAUGGGAGACAGGAACUCCAAUAUGUAAUUAGGAAUAAGGGAUAUCAUUACCAGGAUACACAGUUGCUCAAUUUGGUUAUGGUUAUAACUUUGGUCUCAGCAGUAAUUAUGUUGUAGGUUUCUGUAAUUAAAGUUUAUGAGGUGAAAGGUAGAAACCUUUUAAAGUAUUCAAGGCCCUUACAGAACUCUACAAACCAGGGUGACUGUUUGGUCUUUUUGUUCCUAUUGAAAGGCAAAUGUGUAUUUAUUGAUUUGUGUGUGUUGUGUUUAUUCCCCAUAUAACCUUGCCCAUACUUUUAUAAUAAAGGCCCUUUUUUUCUGA
This is a messenger RNA of Erpetoichthys calabaricus (reedfish), 1972 nucleotides long. RefSeq names its product CD276 antigen-like. The record is from RefSeq and is a predicted model, not a curated record. NCBI's taxonomy places the organism in Eukaryota, Metazoa, Chordata, Cladistia, Polypteriformes, Polypteridae. The coding region runs from base 152 to 1012 and encodes 286 amino acids. The transcript is spliced from 5 exons.